CCCUCUGCCAUUGGUCAAAAUCAACAACUAUGAAAAUAAAAUAAUAAAAUUUAACAUGUACAACUACACUUAAAGCAUGUCUGAGUCGGAUACAUUUCGUAUCAUUUUGAUUAAAUUACCGAUACCUUGGUGAAUUUCAAUUUUUAAAAUCCAAUGCGGUAAUCUGUUAAAUAGUGACAAGUAUGUGACUCGCCGUUUUAAAAAAAAAUUCAGCUUGGUUCAACUCGCAUUGAUCAGCGGAACGCAAAUUGGUUUUACUUUUUUUUUUGGGUUGAUAUUUGCGCGGGAGAUUCGUGAAAGGAUGCAGGCGAGAGAAGUUUGCCCGCGAAAAGGCAGUAGAUUAAAUAAAAAAAAACUUUGUUACGUGGUAUAUAGUUAUCGAUCGACAGUGCAUGAUCCUUGAAUGAUUUCAAAAUUACUCAUACUUGGGAAAAAUCUGUAUAUCCGAUGCGGUUAAUAGUGUAUCGAGAAUGUUACGAUUGGUCGAAAUUGUGAACUUGCUCUUCAGUGUAACUCCGAUUAACCAAUAGGAAGCGGCCUGUUGCGCCGUCGCUACUACAGUUAGAACCUAUGAGGAUAUAAGCUGUAGCGUACGUAGAACGAAGGCUCGAACGCUUAAAAAAUAUGUGAAACUAAUCAUUUAAAAUUCACUGGGAUUUCAACUUGGUUCGUUCUUCGUUUAUGUCGUGUUAAUUGUUUGCGUUACCCUGAGAAUCCCUGGGAAUCCCGCAAGAGAUGAUCAGUUUUAUAUAGUUUGAUCCAUCCCCUUAUUUCAGUGAAAAGUGUGCGUGCGUGCGCGUUGUGUUCUUCAAGUGAUUCGUGAUGCGCGUUGAACGAUUUGCAAAAGUGCUUCAAUAAAAAUAUCUGCGGUGUAACUGUUGAAACUUUUAACUUCCGAGGAUUUAUGGUGUUCCAUAGAAUGUAUGGAAUAAAUUGUUGGCUAACUGAUGCAUUUGAAAGCGUGAAAAUUAAUAACGUAACUACACUGAACGAUAUUUGUUCGGCGCGCGUUUCAAAUCGUGUUGGUGAUUCUCUUAACGCCCAGUUAUGGCUAUCCGGGAUACCAUUGCAUUAGUUAUUAAACUUUGUAUAUUCAAAAAUUGCAGUUAUUUGCAAAUUAUGUAACUAGCAACAAUUCUACUUGGUGAUAGGAGAUAUUAUAUUAUAUACUGUUAGAAUGGAAGAAGAAAUAGUAGUAGAUGAUGUAGAUGAGAAUAGUAGUACGGAGAUUCCUCAGUCAGAUGAUCCAACAACACCCGUUAUGCCUUUAUUAUACAUUCAACAAAGUAAAUUACGUUCGGCUCCACCAACAACCACAAAUCAGACUUUGGUUUCACCUAAUGCUACUCAAUUGGCUGCUAUUAUCAAUCCAGUCAAUAAUCAGAUUGUUACUGGACAGAACAAAGUGUUUAUACAAGGGCCAAGUCAGGUUACUACUUCUCAGAAUAAACAACAUAUUGUAAUCCAUCGACCAAUUAAUACUGUCAGUACCACAACUAAUUCGCAAGGGCAGAAACAUAUAUUGCUUAGAAAGUCCAAUGCAUCUACUGCUCAGAUAGUGCCCUUAAGUACCACUCAAGGAAAUCAAACCAAUGCACAAGCAGGCAAGCAUACCUUUGCAUAUCUUGGAACUCUCAUUAAACCAAAUAAAUCGCGGGAAUCUGUUGUUAUUCCAGCAGGAGCUCUAACUACAACUCAGAUAGCUAAACCAAAAUUAGUGAUAGCACCAGUUAUAUCACAGUUAGCUCAAACUUCGACUAGUACUACUACAGGAUCUCAAAGUCAACCUCCGAAACACAUGGCUAAUUUAUUAUUACCAGUCAGCAUACCCCAACAAAGUGGACCUACUAAAUCCAAUAUGUUUAAUUUAAAAAUUAACAAUGGCCAAAUUAAUGCAGAAAGUAAAGGAACUAUUACAGUAUUACGGGAGUCAAAAACUACAAAUUCGGCUACACAUCCACCUCCUUUGCAUCCUAUUGCAAAAAUGAGUUUACUAAACGCAAAUAAAGGAAAUAACAAUUCUACAGACAGUAUAAAAAUUACAGAAAAUCCAGAUUCCGCAGUUAUUACCCCUAUUCCGAAAAAAGACGACGCUGGUAUGCCUGAGAAGCGAAAAAAGACGAUAAGCAAUAUAUUAAGAGGAUCGAGUGAAAAACGAAUGAAAAAACAAAAUCUUCCAAAGUCUACUCAAGAGAGUAUAGUUGAUGUAAGCUAUGCACUAAGUAGUCCGGAAUCAGAACAAGAUAAGGAUAAGAAAGUGCAAAAUGAUGAUGACAUUACAUUGAUUAAAGUAGUUCCUAGUGAAGAUAAAACUGUGAAACUUACUACUAAUACUAAUGUCGAUGACGAUAUAAAAAUCGAAAUUAUUAAAACACGCACAAGCUGUGGCAUUGAAUCAUUAACAGACAAUAAAAGUGAUAGUAAGAUUAAUAUAAGUAAUCAUGAAGACUUGAAAGAUCAUUUAAAUGCAACACAUAACGAUUCUAAUUUCGAUGCGGCGAAAGUUUUAGAUUGGAAGGAUGGUGUUGGUACUCUUCCAGGAAGUACAUUAAAGUUUUGUAUGAAUGAAUUUGGUAUUAUGGAAGUAGUAGAUGAAGACGAAAACAACAAACAAGGUAAAGAUUGCAUUGGUGACAAAGAGAAUGUUUGUUCGACACAGAAUUCUUCCAAGUCUACCCCUGUAACUGUUAAUAAUAUAAACAACGAAAAGAAACCCGAUGAUAGAAAAUCGAGGACUGUUUCGGCGGAUACAAUGUACCAUUGUGAAGGCUGUGGAUGUUACGGAUUAGCUGCAGAAUUUGAAAGUCCGAUAUCGUGUGGUCCAUCAUGUACGGAAAUAAUAGAAGCCAAGAAACAGCCUCCGACGCGAAAAGAAAAAGACUUGAAAGAUCUACGCGCGAAACGGAAACGUAAAAGAUUACUUCAAGAACAGCAACAGUCUAAAGAAAUAGAAGAGAAAUCUGAAGACAAAGGACAAGAGAAGGUGAAAUCUGAGACAGACGAGGAUACAAAGGAUACUAUUACAGGAAUAGAUGAAGAGAGUCAAGGAGAUAACACUGAGUCGAAGUAUCCUUGGCAGACAGGCAAACUCGGAUUUUCAUGGUCUAAGUAUCUUGAACAUUGUAAAGCAAAAGCAGCACCCGUUAAAUUAUUCAAAGACCCCUUCCCGUAUGCAAAAAAUCAUUUCAAAGUUGGAAUGAAAUUAGAAGGAAUAGAUCCUGAACACCCAUCACGAUAUUGUGUUCUUACGGUUGUUGAAGUAGUAGGUUAUCGAAUACGUUUGCAUUUCGAUGGAUAUGCAGAAAAUUACGAUUUUUGGGUAAACGCAGACAGUAUGGAUAUCUUCCCGGUUGGCUGGUCAGAAAAGAAUGGACAUCGAUUAGACCCACCGAAAGGUUACGUAGCUAGUAAUUUUAAUUGGAACGCAUAUCUAAAAAUUUGCAAAGCUACUGCAACGCCAAAAAAUAUUUUUUCAAAUAAAAGUUCAGUAUGUCCAACUGGUUUCCGCGUAGGAAUGAAAUUAGAAGCGGUAGAUAGGAAGCAUUCUUCUUUGGUUUGUGUAGCAAGCAUAGCAGGCCUAAUGGAUUCCCGUAUAUUAGUUCAUUUUGAUUCUUGGGAUGAAGUGUAUGAUUAUUGGGCGGAUGCAAGUUCUCCAUACAUUCAUCCAGUGGGAUGGUGUCAUCAUAAUGGUCAUAGUCUAACGCCACCAAAUAAUUAUAAAGACCCUAAAUCUUUCACAUGGGAUGCGUAUCUUAGGGAAAGCCGUUCCAUGGUCGCGCCAGCGAGAGCUUUUAAACAACGACCACCUUGCGGAUUUAAGCGUGGAAUGAAAUUAGAAGCGGUUGAUAAACGCGUGCCUCAACUUAUAAGGGUAGCAACAGUUGAAGACGUAAAAGAUCAUAUGCUAAAAAUACGAUUCGAUGGAUGGCCAGAAAAUCAUGCUUAUUGGGUCGACGACGAUUCCCCUGACAUACAUCCCAUGGGUUGGUGUAUGAAAACGGGUCAUCCUUUGGAACCACCAUUAACUCCAGAUAACUUAAAUGACAGGCCUGAGUGUGGAACGUAUGGCUGUAAAGGAAUAGGGCAUGUAAAAGGGCCUAAAUAUGCAACGCAUAACUCUGCAUCUGGAUGUCCGUAUUCACCUCAGAAUCUUCAUAAAGUUAGGCAAUUAGCCGAUAGACUUAAUCUGAAGCACGAGACUUGCGACUUUGAAGAUGAUGUACAGGAUAGACCAAAAUUAGAAAAAGCAGACAAAAUAAAAAUGGAAAAGUCUGAGAAAUUGGAGAAGCCAUUGUUUUCGGAGGAAAGAUUAAUGAAGACUGAGAAAGACAUUAAACAAGAAGAUGGAGAUUUCUCUGACAAGAAUGACAAAUCAGAAAAUUCGGAAAAGUCUAGUAAAUCGAAACAUCAUCACAGUGACGGACAAACGGAUGAUGACGAACUUUUAAGAAAGAGAAAGAAAAGACGACAGGUUUCUGAAGAACCUUUAUAUUCCCUUUCGAAUUCAUAUGGUGACUCGUCGCUAACUACUAUACCCUAUGCUGCAAAUAUGCCUGAUAAACAAUUACGUACAGAAUUGUAUCAAUCCGUUUACAAUCCUGGAUAUAAUCCGUUACCGGAUUCGCCGCAUAUAUGGGCGAAACAUAGCAAUGCUUUAAACAGGGUAGUAGCGAAACAGAACACGAAUCCUCGAAGGUGGUCGAACGAAGAAGUUAUCAAAUUUAUACAGAGCCUUCCCAAUUGUAAAGAAGUAGCAAAUAUCUUUAGGCAGCACAAUAUUGAUGGUGAAGCAUUUUUAAUGCUGACUCAGGAGGAUUUGAUAUCGCUAUUGGGAUUGCGUCUCGGACCUGCGAUUAAGUUGUACAAUAGUAUAGUUCUUUUACGUCGAAGAGCAACGUGAAUGAUGUGCGAUGAACGUACAUACAGUUGGAUUUUAAAGAGUGCAAAGUGGCAGCUAUUAUGACGAUUGCGUCAGAUGUAUUUAUUUAAAAUAAAGGAGAAGAAGCUUGGAAUCAUUGGGAUAGAAAUGUAUCUUCUGUCGCAAUUAGGAAUAUUGAUUUACAAAUGCAGAGAAAAUUUGUAACAAAUCCUAAUUUGAUGAUACAAAAGACAUUUGUUAAAGUGAAAGAUGAUCGUAUGUUUGAAGUUGAAAUAGACGAUUUUUAUCGAUUUGUGAUCAGGAGAUGUAACUAUAGCUCGAAUGGACGCUCAUGAUGAAGUACUUACGAUUGUCUGUUUUAAUUUUUUUCUUAUACUGUAAAGUGCAUUGAAUCAUGUACAAAUGUAAAUAUUGACGAUCUUAAUAAUUAAAUAUUGUAAUACAAAAAUAUAAGCAGUCUUUUAUGAAGGAAUCUA
Molecule: messenger RNA, 5355 nt
Organism: Bombus huntii
Lineage: Eukaryota; Metazoa; Arthropoda; Insecta; Hymenoptera; Apidae
Gene: l(3)mbt
Product: lethal(3)malignant brain tumor-like protein 3
Exons: 17
Coding region: 1178-4900 (1240 amino acids)
Biological process (GO): regulation of DNA-templated transcription
Cellular component (GO): nucleus
Molecular function (GO): protein binding; zinc ion binding; sequence-specific DNA binding
Source: RefSeq, a predicted model, not a curated record